Coregonus clupeaformis (lake whitefish) is the source of this 2169-nucleotide messenger RNA. RefSeq names its product phospholipid phosphatase 2. Lineage: Eukaryota; Metazoa; Chordata; Actinopteri; Salmoniformes; Salmonidae. The record is from RefSeq and is a predicted model, not a curated record. Gene Ontology annotation, molecular function: phosphatidate phosphatase activity. The transcript is spliced from 7 exons. Bases 632 to 1411 code for a protein of 259 amino acids. Gene Ontology annotation, biological process: signal transduction; phospholipid metabolic process; phospholipid dephosphorylation.
GGUAAGGUCUACACCUGUUGUAGUCGGCGCAUGUGACAAAUAAAGUUUGAUUUGAUUUAUUGCGGGUGUAGCGAGUAUGGUGCAGAGACUGGGUAGAAGCUCUCAGUACAAGCAUACACCAGGCAAGGAGGUAAAAUACACACACAACACAAGCCUACUGUAUAUCCUAGGCUUUAGCUCAGCUCAUUCAUUGAUUUGUCAAUAGCUGUCACCAUAAUUAAUAUAUUUUUAUGUGGCUGUAUUGUACACCUUUAUACUCACCCUCUUACACUGACUCUUCAGCCCCCUCUGCUGGCCCCAAGCCAGUGGUGCAGGACCUGAGCAGAAGUGAUGUUGUCCUGCAGUGGGAGCCUGUUCCUCUGGAGCAGAGGCAUGGCUUCAGCUGCAGCUACAGCCUCUACGUUCAGAUUGAAGAGGAAAUCCUGAGGUUGUAGUUGUGCCAGGAGAACGGCUGUAGUACCAGUUGAGUGGUUUGUCUGGACUGUGUAGGAUCCACAUGAUUGUCCAAUGGCUGUAGAGGGCAUCGGUUCAGUGGACACCAUCCUGCUGUGUUCCAUUCCUGCUGUGCUCACCAUCCUGAUACUGCUGACCUGCCUACAGUGGAGACAGAGCCGCUCUGCCCUUCCUCAUCAUGUCCAUUGUGUUCCGGCCCUACCAGAGGGGUGUGUACUGUGACGAUGAGGACAUCAAGUACCCCCUCAAACCUGACACCAUCACCCACGGCUUGCUGGCUGCAGUCACCAUCUCCUGCACUGUCAUCAUUAUAUCAUCAGGAGAGGCUUACCUUGUCUAUAGUAAGAGGAUCCACUCUAACUCCGAGUUCAAUGGGUACGUGGCGGCACUCUACAAGGUGCUGGGUACCUUCCUGUUCGGGGCAGCUGUCAGCCAAUCACUGACGGACCUGGCCAAGUUCACCAUAGGACGCCCUCGGCCCAACUUCAUGGCCGUCUGCAACCCCAAGGUCUGCAAAGGCUACGUGCUGGAGAUCAACUGCACCGGCAAUCCUCGGGACGUCACUGAGUCCAGGUUGUCCUUCUACUCGGGCCACUCAUCCUUUGGGAUGUACUGUAUGCUGUUUCUAGCAUUGUAUGUCCAGGCGAGGCUGAGGGCGAAGUGGGCAAGACUCCUCCGACCCACAAUCCAGUUCUUCCUGGUGGCCUUUGCGGUGUACGUGGGCUACACCCGCGUGUCUGAUUACAAACACCACUGGAGCGAUGUUCUUGUGGGCUUCCUCCAAGGCGCUCUCAUUGCCAUCCUCAACGUGCGCUACGUAUCAGACUUCUUCAAGCAGCGUCCUCCCCGCUGCUCCAGCCCAGAGACGGCUGAGAGCGAGGAACUGGAGCACAAACCCAGCCUGCAGAUGGCAGGUGCAGAGCACAACAAUCAUUACAGCUACCCAGGGCCUGUGUGAGAGGGGCCAACCCAGGGGCCCCCAGACUAUGUCAACCACUCUCACCACAAACUCCCACAAACCACUGGGCUGACUGAGGGGGCAGCACACAAUGCCAGAACCCUCUAUGGCCUGGGUGCACCAGCCCUCUUCCGAAGACAUGACUCCCUCUCCCCAUGAAUGGGAGAGGACUUUUUUUUAUCAUGAAUGUUUAUCAUGGUUGAUGUUCACAAAAAAUUUUGUAUAUGUUUUUUUGAAACUUUCUUUUACACAAUAGAUUAGGAGAGAGUACCAAACAUUCAGAUUACAAAGAAAGAAAGAGACCGUUCUCGGAGAUGUCUAGAUUAGUCCCAUUUUCGUGCACCUUCGUCGUAUGAGUAAUCUGAAUUUCAGUGGGAGUUUUGGAUUGAUAUGUUGAAUGUUUCACUUAUGUGAAAUGGACUGCAGAGAAUUAGAAAUGUUGAUGUUGAUUGUGUAAGCUUUCCUUGGAUGUUCAAGAGUGAUAUACCACUAGAUCACAAACAAUCACUGCAAACGUUUGGCAUAAAGAUUUUAGAAUUUGGAAAUGAGAAAUUCAGCUUUUAGCUAUGGACAUUCUGGCCUCUCUAUAUUUUUAUAUAUAAUUUAUAAAGAAAUCACUGAUUUAACCGUAACAUUGCUCCAUUGAUAAGAAUUGAAGGUAUUAGGAAGGGCCUUUUAAUUUAUUUUCUAUUAUAAACUGGGUGGUUCGAGCCCUGAAUGCUGAUUGGCUGAAAGCCGUGGUAUACCACGGGUAUGAC